UAGGGAAGAAUCGACAGGAACGCCCUUCGUAUUUCAGCUUUUUGGCUGGUUUUUGAUGCUUAUUCAUACAUUUGUGGCAGAAUUAUAUCUUUAAUACCAUCUUAAAGCCCGAUAUUAGUCUCAUUGAUCAUUUAGUAAUACUUUCUCACUUUAUGACUAAGUUGUGGAUUGAUCGGGAAUGAGGGAAGCAUAGUGUUUCAUCCACUUCCUCAAGGUAUGGACAACAAAAUAUCAGAGCAAGAAUCAGAUGGUUCUGAUACUGAACCAGCGAUUUCUUCGAGUCCCGAACCUCCAGCUGGCCUUCAAUUUAAUGCAAUUAUUCCAUCGAACUUUGGUAACGAAUACGAGAUAGCCUACCCGUACAAAACCGACGACAGACCACAACACGUUAAUAAGAUUCUACCUUCACAUGUAAGACACAAAGCACAGGCUUACGUCAGGCGUUCAACCGUGGGACAUAAAUAUUUACUUCAGAAAAAGCUUAGAGAAGCAGCAAAUGAUUCAGACUGGGCUUCUUUGUGUCAGCUGCUUGAUGCUGGUGUUGAUCCUUCGAGUGCUGACUCUAAAGGUAGAACGGCGUUGCAUUUUGCUGCUACACAAGGAGAUGAAAGUACUGUUAAGGCAUUACUUGGUCACAGAGCAAAUGUCAAUGCUAGGGACUUGAAUGGAAAUACGCCUUUGCAUCUUGCUGCUUGUUCUAAUCACAUCAAGAUUGUCACUCUUCUCCUUCAAGCUGGUACAAACUUAAAUGCUCUCGACUACACAGGGAGAACUCCAUUAGAUGUUGCAAUGUCUCGGCUUAAAAUACUACACAGUGACAAGUUUGUGCGAGGUGCACCGAACAAGUACAGGGAUGAAGUAAAGGAAAUAACUGACAUGUUGAAAGAAUAUAUGAACCUAACUGGGCUGAAAGAUGAAGAGAAAGAACUUGAUAAUCUGUGUAAAAAAUUGGAUUCAACAAUAACCAUUGAAGAAGUUGAUGAAGUUCAUGAAUUGCUAUCAAGCCUCACAACAUUAAGUCUAUCAAAAGAUAACAAUUAAUAAUAUCCAAAAUUAGAAAAUGACAUUAAAAUUGGUGUCUGCUUCCAAGGGAGAAGGCAUGACAUCUUAAACUAUCGUAAUGUUUCACUCAGAACACCAAAAGUUUUAUCCUUUAGUAUGCUUCUUUCAGAAAAUAAUAACUACAGCACAUUUCAUAUUUUUGCCUAACAGACUCCAUACCUCUGGCAUUUUGGCCUCAGUCAAUCAAAUUUAUGACAGGCCAAGUCCUAUCCUAUUCAUUCCAAUCGUGAGUGAUAAAUAUUCCCUUGACUUAAAAGCCAUUUUUCAAUUGGAAAUAGGCUGUCGAGUCAUGAGAAUAUUUAUCACUCACAAUCAGGAUCGAUCGUCAUGAAUUUGUUUGAUUUGAGACCAAAACAGCCAAACGUCUGGAGUCGGUUGGGUCACAGAAACAUAAAACAGACUAAAAAAUAAAAAGGAUUAGGUUUUAAAACUCUCAAAAUCUCAAUCAAAUAAUCGCUAAUUAUUUUGGAAAAUAAACCUUUUUCUAGAGUCGAAA
This is a messenger RNA of Actinia tenebrosa (Australian red waratah sea anemone), 1558 nucleotides long. Its product is annotated as ankyrin repeat domain-containing protein 54. Gene Ontology annotation, molecular function: ubiquitin-protein transferase activity; protein binding. Gene Ontology annotation, biological process: protein K6-linked ubiquitination. The record is from RefSeq and is a predicted model, not a curated record. NCBI's taxonomy places the organism in Eukaryota, Metazoa, Cnidaria, Anthozoa, Actiniaria, Actiniidae. Gene Ontology annotation, cellular component: BRCA1-BARD1 complex; BRCA1-A complex.